UAUUGAAACGUUAUCGGAAAUCUUUCUGCGGCCAGCGCACAUUUUAUUGGAUUAUUAUUUAACAAAUUUGCAAAUUGUUAAUUAAAGUUGUAAAUCUACAGCAUGAACAGUAUUGGCGAAGAUUGUAAUGAGCUCAAGAAACAGUAUGAUGCAUGUUUCAACAAUUGGUUCUCCGAACGUUUUCUCAAAGGUCAAACCGAUGAUUCCGUGUGUGCGCCCAUUUUCAAGGUUUAUCAGGAAUGCGUAAAGCGAGCCAUGCGUGAGCAGAAAAUUGAAAUGCGUGAAAUUGAAACGGAUUACAGCACGGGCACUAAUUACGACAGCAGCACAGGUGGGAGUGCGAGUGGGAGUGGCAGCAAACAGCAAGGCGGCCAAAGCAAAAGUUGACCACAAACACAAAAACAAAUCACAGCAAGAACAACAAGCGAGCCUCACAUUUGUAGCCAGCUUGAGGAAUCUGUUGGAAGCGACGAUUCAGUCCAUCAACAGCGCCGGUUUAAACGCGGCUCCACAAUCUAAAAGUAGAAAUGCCACAAAUGUAUAAUAUAAAUUAAAGUUAUCUUAAGUUAAAACACAGAGCUAGAGUUAUCAAAAUGAUUGUUACGGUAAAAGUUUGUAAAUAUAUGUAUCUGUUUUAAUAAACAUUUAACAAAUUUGAUUGUUAUCUAAAUAUACUUAAA
Drosophila innubila is the source of this 680-nucleotide messenger RNA. RefSeq names its product TP53-regulated inhibitor of apoptosis 1. The record is from RefSeq and is a predicted model, not a curated record. The transcript has 2 exons. NCBI's taxonomy places the organism in Eukaryota, Metazoa, Arthropoda, Insecta, Diptera, Drosophilidae. Bases 103 to 387 code for a protein of 94 amino acids.